Messenger RNA from Diaporthe amygdali, 267 nucleotides. RefSeq lists its product as uncharacterized. The transcript has a single exon. The record is from RefSeq and is a predicted model, not a curated record. Bases 1 to 267 code for a protein of 88 amino acids. Lineage: Eukaryota; Fungi; Ascomycota; Sordariomycetes; Diaporthales; Diaporthaceae.
AUGACUUCGAUAGGCUUCCAGCAGAUCGACACCUCGAUCAGCACAGUCCUCGCCAUCAGCCCGUCAGACCACCUCGCCAUCACAAUCUUGGGUAUCGCUUGGGCCGGAACUACCUACGCGCUCGGCAUGAUAUGGACCACUUUGGCCCUUAUUGACCGGUGGAGGGGAGCACAUGGUGAAGGAAACAUCAACUUCAUCUCGGUAAUCGCGGCAAUAAUCAUGUCAGCUGCAUGGCCUAUUGUGCUCGUAGCAUCAUUCGUCAUGUAG